Molecule: messenger RNA, 6791 nt
Organism: Oncorhynchus gorbuscha (pink salmon)
Lineage: Eukaryota; Metazoa; Chordata; Actinopteri; Salmoniformes; Salmonidae
Exons: 8
Coding region: 263-2143 (626 amino acids)
Biological process (GO): regulation of cell shape
Cellular component (GO): cytoplasm; membrane
Source: RefSeq, a predicted model, not a curated record
ACACAUCCGAUUGUUCUGCGCGGGUGCUGGGGAUCCGAGUAUAAAGAAAAUCAAUUAAGAGUCUGCAUUUUGCUGUAUAGUGUACUUAGCUACCAAGUGUGAUCGGGGCCGACUCUAGCCUUCUGGGGGCCUUGCACGAGAUUUGGUUGGGGUGCUGACAUGGCUAAUUGAGUGACUGUCGGUGACUGACAACAAGAGAAAAAUUGGGUUGGGGGCCCCUAUCGCCCUGGGGCCCUAAGUGACCGCUUAUGCCUGGAGUGUGAUGUAUCAGGCCAGGGUCAGUAUGGAAGAGGCAGAAUUGGUAAAGGACCGACUCCAAGCAAUAACGGAUAAGAGAAAAGUCCAAGAAGACAUUGUUCAUAAAAAGCUGGAAAUAGACCAGGAGAGGCUAAAGCUUCAGCACUUAAAGAAAAAGUCUCUGAGGGAACAGUGGCUCAUGGAUGGAACGAGCAACCAAAGCCCACAGCAGAGAGAGACUUUGAGGGGAGAUCAACAACAAACUAAACUCCUCCAGACCAGCAUCCACAGGAUGGAGAAAGAGAUUGAGGCUCUGGAGAGGGAAGAGACGAUGAUUUCGAAAAAUGAGGGCUUCAUCCUGAAGAGGCUGAAAGCUAUCGAGAAAACACCUGAGGAGAUAAUAAAGGACGCAAAGGAGAAUUUCCAAGAAGAGCCAAUCCAUAUCAACCCAGCUACUCCAGAUGCCCCAAAGUCCUGCAAACCUCCAAUUUCAAAGAAGCAGUCCUUUGAAUCUAAUAAGGACACACCCAAACAAACCAUGUUUGCCAUGGAGAUCAACGUCCAGAAGGAUCUCCGUACCGGGGAGACCCGGGUCCUGUCCACAUCCACUGUCACCCCCCAGGUGCUCCAGCAGAGAGGGGUCAAAGUCUAUGACGACGGCCGCAAGUCUGUCUAUGCCCUGCGGUCUGCCGAGUCUCAGCUGGGGGAUGAUUCUAACAGAGUGGACGAGCUCAGCGCUAUGGAGGUGGAGGUUCUGCUCAGAGCAGCUACAGAGCAGAAGAAGUCUCAAAGCGGCCCACUGGGCCACCAAGGCCAUCAGGAAUCAGUGUCUGCAUUCACCACCAACUGUGGCCCACAGAGCCACCAGAAGCCAACAUUGCCUGCAUUCUCCACCCCCCGUGGCUCUCGGGGCCACCAUGAGCUCAGCCCUAUGGAGGUGGAGGAGCAGCUCCGAAAGGGUACAGCGCAGAAGAUGCCUCAAAGCGGUGCUUUCCCAAAAGACCACCGGGGCCACCAGGAAUCAGUGCCUGCAUUCUCCAACACCUGCAGCUGGAGGGCCUCAGUCCCCAAAAGACCCCAACAGAGUAAUGGUAAAGUCAUCCACGAAACCAAUGGGAAUGGGUAUCAGCAAGAGUCGUAUAAGCGUGAUGUCCUCUCCAGGAAGGAGCUCCACUAUAUUGAUGGAGUCCACAACUCAGAGCUGGAGAUUCUUUCCUCCUCCCCUCACAUUCCAGUCCAUUAUUUCAUUGGCAGGCAGGAUGAGGAGUACUACCAGCCAAACAACGGGUAUAACCAGAAUCCUUUCUCUUAUGGUGUGGAGAAAGGGUUCCCCACUGACGACUUCUACCAUAGCCCUAGAGAGAACCCGCGAGGAGGGAUGUUUUACGACUCAUCAGUUGAAAUGGACCUGAGGCCGUCUCCGAUCUACCAGGAAGACUCGCACUUCAGUAUCCUGAACACCAUGGACACGUCCGAGCCUGUCACCGCCAUCUUUAUGGGCUACCAGACCGCAGAGGAUGACAGUGGGCGUGGCCUUGGCUAUGAAGGAUCCAUCCGGGCCGAGCUUGUCGUCAUUGGCGACGAGGAUGGGGUGGACGAGAGUAACCCUCAGUUUAACACCUACACCGCGGAUGGCUAUAACAACCGGGGCUACCAUCACUGUCAACCUCAACAGAACUUAAUCAAAUACAUGGCAGAGCCCACAGCUAAUUUUAACUCAAACAAUGCAUCACCGUACACAGCAUCAAGGAAUUUGGUCUAUCCUGGUCAACAGGCCAAAGAGUCACACUACCUGUAUUCAGACGGACAGUCCGACGAGGACGGGACAGAGAAGCACUCUGCCCCAGGUAUCAGAAAGAUUAAAAAGAUUAAAAAGAGAACAAAGCCCUGCUGCAUGCUCAUGUAACCAACCUGCAACUGCUGACGCUACUGUAACUAACAAAGUUCACUUUAUAUGCUUUGACUGACAGCACUUCUGAGUUCUUUCAUUGGCUGGCUAGUGUGUUGAACUGUGUGCUGGUUACUUGGCUUCUUCACUGCAUCAGUUUCUCUUUGUCGUAGCCAUUGCAACACAGAGUGACCUGAAACUCUCAUUCUAAUCACAAUUUAUCACUGUAUAAAUACAUAGUGAUGUUGUGUAUCCAUACAAGAGCUUGUGUUGAUGAUUGAAGUCAAACUCUGCCUCUCUCUAGUGGCUGAUAGGCAUUCUGCCUCCCUCUAAUGUCUGAGGCAGUUUUACUGUAUCUUUGGUUCUCUUUUAAUUAUUUGUUUCAAUAUCUCACAUGAAGGAUUCACCAGAAACUCAUAAACUCGAAGAACCAUUUGUAAUCGUCUGUCUGAGACAGACAGGUCGAGUGGCAAAUGAGGUGAGCCACUCCCCUCAUACUAAAGACCUACUUGCCUGCCCUCUGGUAAUUCUCACCUAUCUUCCUCAUGUAGACUACUACUCUAAGCUCUCCUUAGCACAACUUUGUUUUCCUGUUCCUAUGUGUGCUGUGAGGUUACGCCCCCAAGCACAGCUUUUGUCCGUGUUGUAUGUGACUCUUUUGGGUAGGAAUGAGCUUUUCCGCUUUUUCUUCCCCUUGUCUCCUGUGGUGGCUACUGAGAUUUGGCUAGCUCGCUGCAAGGCUAGCUAUUCUACCGACUGGUUUUUCUACCUGGAAGGGUACAAUUACUAGCUCGCUCUUUCAUUUAGCUCAACCCACUACCGUGCCGCGUUGACUAGACUGACCAUCCUAGUUUUCACUGCUUAUCGGUCGAGAGCCACACUUUUGUUCAUUGCAAGACCAACAUAGCGCUAGCUUCCUUUGGCUAACAUUGUGCUAACUAGCUAGGCUAAUUUUUAUUUUAUUUUUUAUUUUACCUUUAUUUAACCAGGCAAGUCAGUUAAGAACAUUAUUCUUAUUUUCAAUGACGGCCUGGGAACAGUGGGUUAACUGCCUGUUCAGGGGCAGAACGACAGAUUUGUACCUUGUCAGCUCGGGGGUUUGAACUCGCAACCUUCCGGUUACUAGUCCAACGCUCUAACCACUAGGCUACGCUGCCGCCCCUAAUAACCUACAAAGAAAAUGCUAGCUAUGUUCACAUUGUUAAAGGAUUUGUUUCUCAGGUUAGCACUGUGCUAAAUAGCUAGGCUAUUAGCCCACGUGGUGAACGCUAGUUAUAUUUCACUUUUUUCUCAGAUGAGCUAUUUUUGUGGAGCCAUGGAGCCAAGCAACUGUCAACGAUCCCCAAUCAUGUGCCCUUGCAGAUUAGAAGGUUUAUUAUUUGCAUGCACAGGACGGCAGAUAUUAUUAGCAAGCAGCGCACGGGGGGGGGGGUCUGCCUAAUGGCUGUUCAGCAGCCUGAUAGUCUUGGGGUAGAAGCUAUUAGCCAAUCUGACAGUUUUUGCCAUGAUACUCCUAUACUGCCCGCAUCUGAGUGAUGGAAGAGGGUAGAACAGGCCUCGGCUCGGGUGGCUGAUGUCGUUGAUGAUCUUCUUUGCCUUCCUGCAACACCUGGUGUCCAGGUGCUAGAGCUCCUUCUACACGCUCACUGUAUAGAAACAAGAUAAGAUAUACUUUAUUAGUCCAUACGUGAUGGAAAUUUGUCCCUGAGGGCUCACUCCACCAGAGGUAGAGAUCCAGAAUUCUAAAUAAUAUCACGGGUCAGGGUUGGAUCUGAUAUGAUCGUCUCGGGUCUCGGGUAUGUGUAAUUUUAACUGACUUGUCCGGAAGGGCCCAUACAGAUCCGAAUGUGACUGUUGCAGUAGAGAGAGAAAGAAAAGAUUAUUUUGUUUAUGCUGCUGCUCUUGCUUUUCACAAGAGUGGAGUGUGGCGCACGUAGCUUGUUGUUGGCCAAUCAUAAGUCAUCAAAGCGGCAAUAGGCAACAGUCAUAGAGCCUCGCUCCAUGUGUGGCAACAGUUAGGAGAUCUCUAAUAAAUGGAAGAUGGAAUUAAAAUGACUGAAUUAAAAGUUAAAGGAGAAGGAUAGGCUACAACGACGAAGAGCCAACAGACUACUGCUUAAUAUUCUGAAUGGAGUUAUUAUUUUUAGCAGUAGGAUGAGAAAGUGCAUGCACUCAGAUAGCCUAGCUAGCUAACGUUAGCUAGCUUCUCCCGGUUUGAUACAGUCUAAGACAGGUACUACGUCAUCAUAUUUGAUGAGAAAUAACCUAGCUAUGGCAGCUAUUAAUCUACUAUAUCACGAGUCGGCUUGGUUGGUUUGGUUGGUUGCUGUCCCUCGUCUCUCCCUCGAUGCUCCCCAUGUCACUCACUAAUAGUACGGCCCACCUCUCUCCCUCCUCUUGUGAUUUAUCAGCUCCAGUUAAUAAAGUAGCUUUAAAAAAUGACUUUUUCUGCUGCUUCCCCCACUUGAACCGGGUCUGGAUCCAACCAUGUCUUUAUGGAACAGGUCUAGUUUUCCUCGCGUCCCUUUGGAAUGGGUCUCUAUAUUUUUAAAAUGCAUUUAUGCAUAGUGGGUCUAGGUAGGAAAGCCCUAGGUCCAUUUCGGAAUGGGUUCAACUUUUUGGAGUCGUGAAGACCUUUAACCACAGGUAUGGCUACUUUUUUGGGCGCUGUUCAAGGGCAUCUCCUUACAGGAGAUAUGCGAUGCAGCUCGUUGGGCAUACCUUCAUAAUUUGACCUGUCUCUCUCCGACACACAUGUUUGAUUGGUUCUUAGAGCUAAUGAGUUUCCGGGGAAUCCCUCGUGAUGUAUCUCACUCAUAAUAUCAGAGACCCGGGGUUACGCAAGUAGCCUUAAGUAUCCUAUGUGAUGCCAAAGGGAUCUUGACUGUUUGUAUAAUAUGUCAAAUAUGAUUUGAUAUUUUUUAUGUUUAUUGCUUUUCGGGAACAAAGAUCAAAUUGACUUUUUACUGACAUAUUGUAAAUCACUAGUGUGAAUGUAUAUUGCAAAUCAAAUUACGCUCUGACUAAAUAAUUGUUUUGUACUAAUUUAAUAUUAAUUAUUUGUAUGUGUGUUUUCUAGAAUCUCUUUUCUACAUUACAAUGCUGGUAUGCCAUGACUGUCCUCUGUAUACUUACAGUAGUAUGCAUGAUUGCUUGCCCUGUAACUUAAACAAUAAUUUAUUCAUUAUUAGCUGGCUUACUUCUCUUGUGUAACAAUUAACUGUUUGAUUGUGUGUGUGUAUGUGUGUGUGUGUGCUGAACUCUUUUUGUGUAUUUGUUCACUGUUUGCUUUAUUUAUUGUUAAUGCAUGUCAUCACACCAACACCACACACACACACACACACACACACACACACACACACACACACACACACACACACACACACACACACACACACACACACACACACACACACACACACACACACACACACACACACACACACACACACACACACACUACACACACACACAUACACGCACACCACCAUGUGUCCAACAACACUCUCACCCCAUGUGACAGACAGUGCUAACAACCUCUCUGUCACCUCUCAUAAUCUUUCUGAGCACACAGACAGACAGUGGACGGUCUGGGCCUUAAUGAUCUUAACGGUCCAGACAUCAAUCAGCUCAUUAGACACGGAUGUCUCCCGAACUAAUAUGCUUUUGACACAACUGAGGACAUAACCAAUCUUAGCUCACCAGUCGUGUGGUUGGUUCAGCCAGUCUUUUUCCUAACAACUGUGUCUGCUUGGUGAGUAGGCUAUGGGAAGGUGGGUAUUACCAGACUUCAUGGAAAGAGCUGGGGUGCGUUCGGUUCUCUUCAACGUUUACUACAUUGCGUGACCGUGUGGUCAAUAUGCCCCACCAUAUGGUAACUGCCCUCUGGGCCACCAUAAUCACAACCUGUUUUUAACUGGGCUCUUCUAGCAUUUCCAUUGAAUUCAAUGUUGCACACCGUUCUGUCAUACUGAACACGACCCUGUCCCAUACUUUUGUCAUGAGGUUAUUUUCAGGAGUCACAUUAAUAUAAACAUAGCACAACUAAUCUGAAGUAGUCCUAACUGAUGUGAUAUGAGGUGAUAUGGUAAAUGUGUUUCCUUUUACAUUCCCCACAGCUUCAAGUACAAGUAUGGAGAAACCUGAACAGUUUGUGUAAAAAUACACCAUGCGAGACUCAGAAACCUACACGUUCCAUGACAAGAGAAGAAGAAAACCAACUCUCAACUAAAACAUUCAACUAACAGCAAAAUGCUUCUAAGAUGCCAUCAAUAGCUAAAACCAGAGCCUUGUAUUUGGAUAAUUCUCAACAUAUUCUCAAUGUAAGGAUGUGGCUAAUACUGUAAAACAUAUGUUUGCUCAUAACGUUUCCUUACACAGCUGAAUAUAUACUAAUGAUGUCAUUUAGAGAGAAAGAAACCAGCCAAAAAGUACACUUUUGAAAUGAAUCUCUGAUCUUAAAUGUUAAAUGUUCCUGAAGAUAUAAGUGCCUCUGAUGUUUACUGUACUCUCUAGCCUUUUAUGCUGCUGUCGGCUACUAGUCAGCACUUUUUAUAUAAUAAUAAAACAUUUAUGGAGUGCCUCAAUGUAAUAUGCUGUUGAAACUGUAACCUGGGAGCAUAUUUGUAAAAGCUAAUCAUGCUAACAAAACAAUUAAAAAGCUAAU